Messenger RNA from Fonsecaea nubica, 1044 nucleotides. RefSeq lists its product as hypothetical. The transcript has a single exon. NCBI's taxonomy places the organism in Eukaryota, Fungi, Ascomycota, Eurotiomycetes, Chaetothyriales, Herpotrichiellaceae. The coding region runs from base 1 to 1044 and encodes 347 amino acids. The record is from RefSeq and is a predicted model, not a curated record.
AUGUCGCAGAUCACAGUACUAGGUUUCUCACCCUCGCGGCCAGAUGAGCAAGGAUUCAACGCCAUCCAUUGGGCAAUAUUGCUCACGCCAGCAACCGAAGCCCAGCAGCAGCAACGGUAUGGUGCACAGCAGCCGUCGACACAAAGGCCCAAAACCAAAUCAUUCUUCUCAACUUCCCGGCUCUUGUCGAAGACGAGCAGUAAUGCCACCCCACCGCUUGAAACGGUUCUAUAUGACAUGCACAACCACCAACUCCGCCAGCAGGCAUAUCCUGUCCCUGUCAAGGCAAAAUCAGAUUCAACCGAACAGUCGAACUCGUCAUCACCAGAGGCAGAGACUGCCACAGAAAAUCUCCAGGCAACAGCGACAACCACAGACAUCAGUUCGGACAUUCGUAACCAGCCAUUUCGUCUCUGCCUCCGGAUAUUGCUGAGUCCUCAUAACCUCCCGGUCACGAAGCUCGCUUCCAAAGUAUCCAAUCUGCUCUACCGGACACCAACCUACGGACCGGAAGAGGACUGGCUGCUCGCUGCACUACAUAUGCUGGUGGGGGCCGGCAUCCUUGAGCCAUCACAGAACUUCGACCCUGAGGCUAUCUUGGCGUUCGCUGGAGAGGCCGUCAAGGAGAACCUCUCGCAGAGCGGACACAGGUAUGAACGUCAGCAGGAGGAAGUGUUGGAGCUGGACUACGCCAGUCACGUAAGGAGCAUUGAACAGGUCAAAGCCAUGUUUGAGCACCACCACCAACAGCAAGCCACGCCGCCUUACACGCCGUCGCCAACCCCGUCUCCGACAUCCUCUUCUCCCGUGAUAGGAGCCGCCGUGGUCUCACCAGCCAUCGGAAACGUAGAGCGAAGGGGCUCCAGCGCGACAUCCCAUUUCCACCACGACCACUCGUGCAAACCCAAAACGCACAAGUUUCUGGGUCUCCGCAUCUCGCCGUCGCCGUCGUCAUACGCACCGCGCCACAGGUGGGCGUCAGGGGAAGGGAUGAAGCGCGCGUAUUACGAGAGGCAAGAUGACCCGUACGGUGGGCUAAUGUGA